Molecule: messenger RNA, 1422 nt
Organism: Cajanus cajan (pigeon pea)
Lineage: Eukaryota; Viridiplantae; Streptophyta; Magnoliopsida; Fabales; Fabaceae
Source: RefSeq, a predicted model, not a curated record
GAAAGUGCAAACACUAUCCUUAGAAAGAAGUCGCAUUGCAUUGCCUUGCAUUGCAUUGCAUUGCAUUGGCGCAGCACUUGUUGUAUGUUGGUGUUGAACGAUGACGGCGUUUGAGCGUGAAAGCCACCCUCCGUUUCCGUUACUGUUAGUGUUACCGUUACUGUUACUCUCUCCGACGAAUGCCUCCAUCCACGACUACUCCAACGAGGCCUUCACCCACCGCUCCGACGCCUUCUUCUUCCACGGCGGCAGCGAGGCCCUCUUCGCCAAAUCCUUCAUCAGGUUCGAAACGGUGACGUUCACGCGCCCUCGCGAAUCCGCCAGCGUGCACGGCUCGAUGCAGCAGAACUCGGGGCUCGUGGAGGCCAUAGUCCUCGAGGUUCGGGAUCGGAACCGGAUCGGAGGCACGUUCCUCAAAUCCGAUUUGCUCUGCUGCGAUCCCAAGCUCGCCAAGGAAGGAAACUGCAACCUCGGCGAAGUCAUUAUCCAGAAGAAUCCCGAUAACCCCCAAUUCCCCAAACGCAUCAAGACCUUCUUUCAGGGAACCAACGACGAGAUCAAGAUGGAGACGCAAACCUUGGAGAUCAACGCCACCGGGAUGUACUACCUCUACUUCAUGUUCUGCGACCCUUCGCUUAAGGGCACCACCAUCCAGGGAAGGACCGUGUGGAGAAACCCUAAAGGUUACUUGCCUGGGAAAAUGGCACCUCUUAUGACCCUUUAUGGCUUUAUGUCUCUAGCUUACUUGUUAUUAGGGCUUGCUUGGUUUUUGAGGUUUGUUCAGUUCUGGAAGGAUAUCAUUCACUUGCAUUAUCAUAUCACUGCUGUUAUUGCGCUUGGGAUGUGUGAGAUGGCUGUGUGGUAUUUUGAGUAUGCUAAUUUCAACUCCACUGGGGCUAGGCCCAUGGGGAUUACCCUCUGGGCAGUUACCUUUACCUCUGUUAAGAAGACUCUCUCGCGGCUGCUGCUGUUGGUUGUGUCCAUGGGGUAUGGGGUUGUUCGCCCCACGCUCGGUGGGCAUGGGAUUGCUUACAGAGUGUUGCUGCUUGGCUUGUUCUAUUUUGUUGCCUCGGAGGCGCUUGAGCUUGUUGAGCAUUUGGGGAAUAUUAAUGACUUCUCCGGGAAGACUAAGCUGCUUUUGGUGCUCCCUGUCGUUUGUCUCGAUUCCUGCUUCAUUCUGUGGAUUUUCUCGUCGUUGUCCAAAACCUUGGAGAAACUGCAGGCAAUUUCACUUUAUCUAUAUCAUUCCUAGUGUGUUGUUGUUGUCGUUGGUUGGUUUGUCAUGGGAAUGGAAAUGUUGCAUUGGUUUGUGAUUUGACUGUGUUUGAGUUAGUGUUGUUGGGUUAUAGCAGGCAAGAGUUGUGUGCUUUUUUGGACUGGUUACUUUUGUGUAACAAUUGUGGUUCUAUUUUGUGUUGAAAU